AUGAGGAAAGGGCCAGGAGUAUGCUCUGCAGAGAAAGUGGAGCAACAGCUGGCUUGGGUCUUCACCAGUCUCAUCGACACCUACCUCUGCUAUCAUGUGGUCAAACCAAAACAAGUGAAAAUGGUACUGCAGGACUCGGCCUUUAAGACAGAUGAUAUCAAAGUUUACACAGAGAGUGGCUAUGCUGUGGUUGUGGGAGAGGUUAAUGCUGUGAAGGAGAAGAUUGCAAUUCUGAAAAAAAGCCUACCCACCAAAAAAGAGCUGCCACUUGUAGAGAAAUUGUUCAAGCUCGUAGAAGAAGAGUUCAAUCGAGAAAUGUUCGCUAACUAUCCAGAUGUUAAAGUCGUCAGAGGUAGUGCCAUGAUCACUUUGGAGGGCCCUGACAAAGAGGUGCAGUCAGGAGCUGCAAAACUGGUUGAACUGAUUAAGAACGUAAAGGAGAAGAGCGUUAAGUUCCCUACAGCUCUGCUAAUCUUCAUGAAGACCAGUGGUGCCAUCUCCAAAUACCAAGCUCGUUUCCAGCAGAGGCUCAGAAACCCUGUUUUCUUUGAGGUGGGUUCAGAUCUGGUUCUGUCCAGUUUGUCCUCUGAUGCUCUGAAUGAGGCCGAGGCAGCAGUGAUGAGAGACCUUAAAUCGGAUAUUAUAGAGCUGCAGGGAGCUGCAGCAGUACCUCCAGAUUUAGACAGAAUGAAGGAAAUCCUGAUGAAAACGAAGAAAGAAGCAAACAUUAGUGAGCUCAGAGUGGAUGUGAGCUUCAUUCCAGGAGCCAGAGGAACUGCAAUGACCAAAGUACGACUGGUGGGCUACAGUGAGGAUGUUAAAAAGCUCAGUGAGGUCCUUCGUGACUUCCAGAUAAAUAAGGUUACGACUGAAGAAAUGAAACUGCCACAUCCUGAACUGGUUGACUGCUUUGAUAAAGUAUUAGGCUUGAUCGGUAUGAAGCAAUCUAAUAUGACCUUGAAAGCCUCACAUGUUCCACAUCCCUGUGUGCUCGUGAAGGGUCCUCGUUCUCUGGUUCAGAAAGUUCGAACAGACUUAGCCACGAGUCUAGCGCAGCUGUCAACUGAUACAGUGGUGUUAAAUGAACUGGCGGUGCAGUGGUACUUUCAGGGAGAUGGCAGACAAAACACAGAACUGGUGGAGAGAUCCUGUCAGGUCCUCAUCAGAGAAAAACAACAUCUUCAAACACCCACGAGUGACCUUGCUGACAUCACCAUAACUCUGAAAGGCAGAGUUAAACUACAAGUGGUGUUUGGUGACAUCACUAAUGAGACUACAGAUGCUGUGGUGAACACAACGGACUUCAAAGACUUUCAGACAGAUGGAGUGUGCAAAGACAUCUUAAGAAAGGCUGGGCCUCAGGUUGAGGCUGCACUAAAAAACAGAAAAGUGAACAGUGGAGAGAUUUUGGAAACACCGCCUGGCAUGUUCCCUUGUAAAGCCAUUUUACACGUGUGUGGAGAAAAAGAUACAGUUGCCAUCGAGCAGCUGCUUCGUCGCAUCAUUCAACUUUGUGAGUCUUCUGAUUACAAGUCUUUGGCUGUUCCUGCCAUCUGUGCUGGAUCUGGUGGAUUGGACCCCGAUUCUGUGGCACAUGCCAUCCUCCAAGGGGUUAAGACUGCUGCCUCGUCCCAUCCUCUCCAGCGUCUCACCAACAUUCGCCUCGUACUCAACAAGCUCACUGUGUUCCUGGCAUUUAAAAAGAAAGCAAUGCAGAUGUUUCCCUUUGCUGUGAUCAACUCAGUGUCAGCUUAUGCCCUGCAAUGCUUUAAUAUUCAAGUAAUGAACGACCCAAGGAUCCCUCAUAUCAGCUCUACUGCCCAGCAGUCUGCUUUCUUGAUUGUAGGUCUGUGCAGAAAAAAUGUUGAUGAUGCCAUUGCAAUGCUCGGGAGAGUGUAUCAACCCCUGCAGUCAACACAAACCCAGCAGGAGGAGAAAAGUUAUUCUUGGGACUGUUUUUUAAUGAUAUCUGGAGAUACUUUCAGAGAGGAGAAGACUCUGGAGGUGGUGAGUGUGGAAUUCCUGCAGAGGUUGAAGGCAACACCUAUAAAAUCUGUUUCAAGGACAAAGAAGGCACCAACAAAAGUGAUCACAAAACAUCUCGAGAGGACAUUUAACAUAGAUAUUUUCCUCCUGUAUUAUCUAAGAGAUAAACCCAAGGCAUUAAAAAUUCUCCAGAAGCAGCUCUCUUAUAUCGGCUGCACGGUGGAAUUAAAAUUUGAUGAUGAAAAUGUUGUAGUUAGAGGUGACAGUCAGAGUCAGCCAGGAUGCCCUGCAGAGAAACAGGAGCUACAGCUGGAUCAGAUUUUCAGCCGUUUCAAUGAGAACUAUCUCUGCUAUCAUGUAUUUGAGCCAAAAAAGAUCAAGAUGCUGCUGCAAGACUCCUCCCUCAAGAUAGAUGACAUCAAAGUGUACAAUGAGAAUGGCUAUGCUGUGGUUGUGGGAGAGGUCCAUGCUGUGAAGGAGAAGAUUGCAGAUCUGGAAAACAUUCAAUACACCAAAAAAGAGCUGCCAAUUGUGGAGAAGCAGUACAGGCGUAUAGAAGAAGAGUUCAAUCGAGAAAUGUUCGCUAACUAUCCAGAUGUUAAAGUCGUCAGAGGUAGUGCCACAAUCACUUUGGAGGGCCCUGACACAGAUGUGCAGUCAGGAGCUGCAAAACUAGAUGAACUGAUUAAGAACAUAAAGGAAAAAAGAGUCAAGUUCCCCACAGCUCUGCUAAUCUUCAUCAAAACCAGUGGAGCCAUCUCCAAAUACCAAGCUCGUUUCCAGCAGAGCCUCAGAAACCCUGUUUUCUUUGAGGUGGGUUCAGAUCUGGUUCUGUCCAGUUUGUCCUCUGAUGCUCUGAAUGAGGCUGAGGCAGCAGUGAUGAGAGAGCUCAAAGUGGCCACUGUAAAACUGCAGGGGGCUGCAGCAGUACCUCCAGAUUUAGACAGAGUGAAGGAAAUCCUGAUGAAAGCGAAGAAAGAAGCAAACAUUAGUGAGCUCAGAGUGGAUGUGAGCUUCAUGCCAGGAGUUACUGGAACUGCAAUAACUAAAGUACGACUGGUGGGCUACAGUGAGGAUGUUAACAAGCUCAAUGAGGUCCUUCAUGGUUUCCAAAAGAAUGAAGUUGAUAUUCAAGAAGUGGUAAACUUGUCACAUCCUGAACUGGUUGACUGCUUCGAUAAAUUGUUAGACCUGAUUGGCAUGAAGCAAUCUAAUGUGACCUUGGAAGCCUCACAUGUUCCACAUCCCUGUGUGCUCGUGAAGGGUCCUCGUUCUCUGGUUCAGAAAGUUCAGACAGACUUAGCCACGAGUCUAGCGCAGCUGUCAACUGAUACGGUGGUGUUAAAUGGACCGGGGGUGCAAUUGUACUUCCAGGAAGAAGGCAGACAAAACAAAGAGCUGUUGGAGAGAUCCUGUCAGGUCAUCAUCAGGGAACAACAAGAAGUCUAUUCUCAAAGUACCACAAGUGUGUCUGAUCUUUACCCAGAGCCACUAUACAUUAACGUCAUCAGCUCCAACCCAGACAGACUGGAAAGCAACACUGCCAGAAGUACACCAAACACAACAGCUGUUAACAAAACAAACCUGGAGAUCAAGCUUAGCACUUUGGAAGAUGAACAGGUGAAUGUGGUGGUGGCCCCCAUGGUAUCCAAAAAGCUUGCUUCCACUAAAGUUGGUAAAUGUCUACUGAAAAAAGCAGGAAAUCCAUUGCAGAAGGUCUUUCAUCUGAUAGCUCGGAAGUGGACCCUUUCUGCUGGUAAUGUUAUGGUGGUUGAUGCACCUCCGGCUCUGAGCUGCUCUAAGAUCUUCUUCAUUGAGUGUCUGCCAUGGGAUGGAGUUGAUGGCCUCAGCAUGCAGACACUUGCUAUUGGGCUAAAAAGGUGUUUGGAACUCUGUGUAGAGGAAGGCUGGUGUUCAAUUGCCUUUCCAAUCAUUGGACCCGGGGUAGUUCUGAAAUAUCCCCAGAAAGAAGCCAUUCAAGUGCUGACUGACAGCAUUGACCAGUUUGGAUUAUCUGGGUCAUGUGAAUCCCUUCACAACAUCUAUAUUGUCAUUAAACCAGACUAUCAAGACUCUGAGGAGGUGACAGAAAACAUUUCUGGAAAGGUGGUGCUUAAACCAAACAUGUAUCUACAGUGCUACCAUGAGGUCUACAGACAGCUGAGCUUGAAGAUCAAGCAGAGCGGUCAAGCCACCUUCAAGUCCCUCAAGAGUGACCUAACUGGCAUAACUGUGAAAGUCCGAGGUGGGGUUGAACUAGAAGUGGUUUUUGGUGACAUUGUUAAUGAGACUACAGAUGUUGUGGUGAACUCAACUGACUUCACAAAUUUUCAAGGAUCUGGUGGUUUGGACCCCAACCACGUUGCAUAUGCCAUCCUCCAAGGGGUUAAGACUGGUGCAACUUUCCGUCCUCUCCAGUGUCUCACCAACAUUCGCCUUGUCCUCAACAAGUUCAGUGUUUUCCUGGCAUUUAAAAAGCGAGCAAUGCAGAUGUUUCCAUCUGCUGUUAUCAACACAGUUGUUGCACAAGCCACCCCAGUUAUGAACAUAGACCCAAGCAUCCUUUCUACCAGCUCCAGAGUUCAACAUUACACCUUCAUGAUUGUCGGACUAUGCAGAAAAAAUGUUGACAAUGCCAUUGCAAAUCUCAAAAGUCUGUAUCAGGCUGAGUGCACUACGCAAAUCUUCAGGCAGGAUGAACUUGCAGGCCUCACUCAAGAUGAUGUGAACCACUUAAAGCAGUUGACUGAGGUCCUGGGUGUAUAUGUAUUGGAAGACCAUUUUAAUCCAGACUGCUGGACUGUGAGUGGGUUGAAAGAUGGAGUCCAUCAGGUGAUGCAAGUGAUUAGAAAAUCUGCUACGUAA
Pundamilia nyererei is the source of this 4851-nucleotide messenger RNA. NCBI's taxonomy places the organism in Eukaryota, Metazoa, Chordata, Actinopteri, Cichliformes, Cichlidae. The record is from RefSeq and is a predicted model, not a curated record.